Contarinia nasturtii (swede midge) is the source of this 1538-nucleotide messenger RNA. Its product is annotated as zinc finger protein OZF-like. Gene Ontology annotation, molecular function: RNA polymerase II cis-regulatory region sequence-specific DNA binding; DNA-binding transcription activator activity, RNA polymerase II-specific. The coding region runs from base 109 to 1392 and encodes 427 amino acids. NCBI's taxonomy places the organism in Eukaryota, Metazoa, Arthropoda, Insecta, Diptera, Cecidomyiidae. The record is from RefSeq and is a predicted model, not a curated record. Gene Ontology annotation, cellular component: nucleus. The transcript is spliced from 4 exons. Gene Ontology annotation, biological process: regulation of transcription by RNA polymerase II.
CAAAAUAAACACAAUUAAAGAUUGGAUAUAAAGAUUCAAGUUAAUUAUCGCUUCUUUGUUUUGGUUAUUUUUAUUUUAUCCCAUAUAAGUUAUAUUUCAAAUGCUACAAUGGAUCCAAAGAACUGUUAUAUUUGCAAUACAACGUCAGUGUUUUAUAGUCGAAAUUUAUUUAAAACCAAAUCAAAAUACACGGAAACCAGUAUUUGUGAAUUUAUAAAAAAAUUCUUGGGAAACCAUCAAUCAGAGCGGAAAUGUAUAGAUAAACAUUGUGUUUGUAUUGAAUGUCUCAAUAAAAUUGAUGAAUAUGAUUUGGCUACGAUGACAGCACAGCGUGUUGAAAGAGAAUUGCGAGAUAUUCUGUUGGCGACCGAAUCAUUAUAUUAUAUAGAAGCUAAAUCAAUCAAUUCUGAAGAGCUCUAUGUUCCGUCAAUCGAAACUAUUGAAACAUUAGAAGAGUUUAAGGUUGAAUGUUUUGAGAUUCCAGCUUCAAAAUCUUGUAGUGAAAGCCAUAAAUUCGAGUCAGAAAGUGAUGAGGACUGUCCGUCUGUGUUGAAAUGCCACUCAAAAUAUUUAUCCAACAAUGUACAACAACGAAAAAUAACAUCAGGAAGAGUAAAACGCAUAACACACAAAUGUCACAAGUGCAAUAUCGAGUUUAAAAGUGUGGCUGCAUUGGCCCGACAUGAACAUGCAAAAGGAGAAAGUUCAGAUCUUAAACCGAUUAUAUACAGCUGUUACCAUUGCUUUGAAGUUUUUUGCACAAAGACGCAAUAUGAACACCAUUUGAGGCAGCACAAAGGAGAGGAGGAACAAUUUAAAUGUACAAUAUGUGGCUUUGAUUUAAAAGAAAGAAAAGCUUUAGAAGAGCACAAGCAAUUACAUGACAAGCUUUCACCACUGCAAUGUGUUUUGUGUAAAAAAUCCUUCAAGCAGAAAGGAGCUCUGGUUAGGCACAUGAGAAUUCAUAGUGGACUCAACUUUUACCAGUGCCAUCGUUGUGGUAAAGGCUUUAUUCACAAAAGUUCAUUUGAAAUGCAUCUGAUGGCUCAUGAUGACAUAAGAAAGAAAAAGUGUCCCCAUUGUAAUCAGAUGUUUCGCUCAACAUCUCACUUAAAUCGUCACCUACGAAUACAUACUGGAUCUAAACCAUUUGCAUGUCCAAUUUGCGGACAAAAAUUUGCUCAGCGAUAUAAUAUGAAUGUUCAUUUACGUCUACAUGAUACAUCGUCGAGUCGACAAAUAUCGAGCAAAACACAUGUUUGCAAAUUUUGUAACUCAGCUUUUGCAAGACAAGCGAAACUUGAAGAUCAUCUCAAGAAAAAUCACGAAGCAAUUAUACCGCAUCAUGCAAUAUCAUCGAUUGGCAAUCAUUCUGAUGAUACAAACGAAUAGAAUUGAUCUUUUUUUAUAUUAAUUUAAAAACAUUUUUGAUUUUUUUACUGUUUUAAUUUAAUUUAACAAUCGAUGCAUAAAAGAUAUUUUUUUCUUCUAAAGUAAUAUAGCUUGCGAAUAGACUGAUAAUAAUAAUAAUAACUGCA